This is a messenger RNA of Corticium candelabrum, 4705 nucleotides long. RefSeq lists its product as uncharacterized. Gene Ontology annotation, molecular function: protein binding. Lineage: Eukaryota; Metazoa; Porifera; Homoscleromorpha; Homosclerophorida; Plakinidae. The transcript is spliced from 17 exons. The record is from RefSeq and is a predicted model, not a curated record. Bases 159 to 2360 code for a protein of 733 amino acids.
UUACUCGGUUGCAACAUUGUCAUCUUAUUUGAUGAUAAAUUGACAUGAUUGUUGUAAUAGAUUUCGUGGAGCACACUCAAUCAGAGGACACAGCCACUACUUGAACUGCAUGUGCAAAUUUUGAGUUACAGUCUACAACACAGGAAGACGAGAAAAUCAUGUCUCAGUCUACCUUACGAAUAGACCCUAAAUGGGAAACUCAUGUGAGGCCCCAAUACAUGGAGGUGGUAAUACUCUUAUCUCCAAGUCGGCAUCACCUCACCUCCAGACUUUAUAGCAAACAUCUUCUCACUGCAUCGGAGGAGGAAGAGUUUAACAAAUUGUCUAAGUCCAAGUCAGAAGAAGAAGUGGCAAAGGAAAUUUUGAGUGUGCUGCGCAAGCAAAGCGUCGGAUCGUUUGAGAAAUUUUGUGAAGUUCUCAGUGAUGUUGGAGAUUCUACUCUAGAUGAUCUGGUCAAGCGACUUCGUCGAGACAGCAUUGAGAACAAUGCGGAGCACACUAAACCAGAGGUCUCACCCAUUGCUUCAGCUUCAUGUGCACAUUCUGAGUUACAGUCUACAACACAAAAAGAUGAGAAAAUCACGUCUCAAUCGACUUUAGUGGAAAUGAAAGGUGGAGACACACAAACAGACACCGAGAGUGUGAGACAGCCAUUAGUGAUGUGUGAGCAUGCAUGGCUCUCACUCAUGUCUCGUGUUGAGCCGUGGUCAGCUAUUCGAAUGAAUUACUCUUUCCUGUCUCGAUGCCUUUGUUUUACCACUGAAUUUCUCGGCUGUCUGUAUGAACGAUUUCUCAUAUCCAAAGACGACUUCGAUGCUCUAGAGAACAACCGUCUCACUCAAGAAGGAAGAGUACAUCUACUUGUCAUUGAUAUUCUUCCCACUAAACCGAUUGCGAUGUUUGCCACAUUCUGCAACAUUCUUCGUUUUGUCGGUCAGUCACAUGUUGCCGACAAGCUGGAAGAGGAUCCUGUGAAAGUUUCUCUCUUUGCACAAGGGACAACAAGGUCACAAGAAACUGUGAGUCUUCAAAGGCAAGCGGAGCUGCUGCUUGUUCAAGUGUCUCAACUAGAGAGGGAAAGAAGAGUAGCCGAGGAAAUGGCAAAACAGGAGAGACGACGAGCUGAUGCUGAAAAGAUACGAGCAGAUGCUGCAGAAACACGAGCUUGUAAUGAGGAAACUCGAGCAGAUAGUGCAGAGGCUCGAGCAGAUAGUGCAGAAACACGAGCAGAUGGUGCAGAGGCACGAGUGAAGGAAGUGGAGACAGAAAAGAUGGGAAUUGAAUGGACAAAUUUGUCAUUUCGAUGUUAUCAUCAACGUCCAGAUAAUUACAAGCAGAAUGCAUUACCAACAGGCUGGGAGAUGAGAAGGACUGAUGAAGGGAGAAUCUACUUUGUAGUCCACAACACAAGAACAACAACUUUGGAUGAUCCAAGGGAAAGGAAUGUGAAUGUUGGGUGUAAUGAGAGACGAUUUGAUGAGAUGCAGUCACAGAAAGACAACGAAAUUAAUGACAGUCUGCCAUCAUGGACGCAGUGGAAUGUACACAUGCCUCAUGACAGUUGGUUGCCAUAUAAUAGAAUGGGAGAGAUUGAAGGCAGACUAGUGGUAGGAGGUUAUGAUAGUAAUCUGCAUGUUCUCACUUAUGAACAUGAUAAGUGGGACAAGUUUGUCAGAAAGAAUGGUGACAUCAGGAAUGUAGUGUGUCAUCAAGGUGUGUGUCUGGUGUGUGUGGAGGAUGGAGGUAAAGAUCAGUUUGUGAUUGAACAAUUUUAUUUGAAUGAAGACAAGAAAUGGCGUUUCCUCACAGUUCUACCAAAUGAACUGCAGUUGUAUGGUGUAUCUGUUGCUCUUCAUGACAACUCACUGUAUGUGGUGGGUGGUGAGACUAAGUCAGGGGAGAGAGUGAACACAGCACGUGUGUGUGACCUUCACAGCGGUCAUUGGUAUAAGAUGGAUGACAUGCAAACAAAACGUCAUUCCUGUUCUUCUGUUAUUAUAAACAACACAGUGUUUGUAGGGGGAGGAUUGGCUGAUGGACUUCACUCUAGUAAUAUGUUUGAGUGUGCAGAUGUUCGUGAUAGAAAAUGGAGAACAAUCCCCUCUACAACCACAUAUUGGCCUACACUAACGUCAGUCAGUAACAGACUGGUGGGGACUGGAGGAUUGACACAACAACAGAGGUUUUCUCCUUCUUCUAAUAUUGUAGAAUUAUAUGAUGAGAGAUCUACCAAAUGGCUUCCUCUUCCACUCAUGACACACAAACGGGUGGGACAUGCUGCAUUCUCAACUCAGAAUGGAGAACUCAUCACAGCAGGAGGGUUUGAUGAAGAUUCAAUAGAAAGUCUUAAGUGUGACUAAUAUUUGCAUUUUCUUUCAAUUUGUGUGUAUUUGUUAUAUUAUAAUCUCUAGUGUUUGUAUAAAGACAAUUUGGUGUGAAAUUUAGUGUGUGUAACAUAAACUAGAUCGUGAAGGUUGUUUUCUUAAUUAGUAGUCACGUGAUUUGCAUUUUGAACGAGCAGUGGUGAAGUGGAAAAAGGAAUGCAAGCGUUGAACAUCCGGGAGAGUUUGUGGUUAAUUUCUAGCUUUAAAUGUUUGUUCGUGUUCGUUGCUCUUUGGACAAGCGUAGCAGUAAAUCUGGUUUGAUAACGGAAAUCAGCGAGAAGGUUAUCGAUGCCAGUCAGUUAAUCAUUGAAAUGUCGACGACGUGAAUGGAUUUUUCUUCAUUUCUCAAUCGGAACUUGUCUGUCUUGCUUUAGUUGGCGAGGUUGGACUUGCGAGAUUGAUAAACGUGGUUCGUAGCUUUGAUAUUCGUGUUGAGAGUGGAGAAAACGACGAAUUGAAGUGAAAGUUGUCAGACUAAUUUUGAGUCUGUGAUUUGAUAUCAUCAAGAGUUGGAGUUUGGCCAUUGCAAAGUGGUCGUUGACUAUUGCACGUGGAGAAGGCUUGAAGGCGUGAGGCUGUGGAGCAUCAAUGACAUCCUCAUUUCCUUAUGGAUCUGGUACGUGUGACGUUGGCGUGUGGACUAGAGAAAUGGGCGUGGCAAUAGCUGUUGUGAACUGAUAGCCGCCAUGCAAGACCCUGAUGCCGGUGUUCCACUCGGCGAGCACAAGAAUGGAGUGAAAACAUACAAAGACUGUUUUGCUGUUGUGAGUUAAUUGAGUGGUUGUUGUCGUUGUCGUUUGUCACAAUGAGGGAGGAAGGAUGUCAAUUAGCAAACGGUCUCUUGAAUGAAGCGUAUCUACAGCCGGUGGGAGGGUUGAAUAAAGAGUCGUUCAAGAAGCAUUCGCAUUGGAAGAAGUUGGCGUUUGUGGAUGGUGUAGGAGCUUUUUAUAGAUUUCCAGUAGAACAGUGUUUCAGUACAUUGUCCAGAAAUGCAGAAUUGACCAGUUCAGAGACAGACUCGCGUUCUGAAUGUGGCAUGCAGACACAGUGUGGCACUUCAACAGUCGAUGGUUCAGUCAGGUGGAAAAAUUGUGGAAACAACAAGGCAAGGAUUCUUAAUGAAAAAGGGACAUCGGAUACACAACUGGAAAGCGAGAAAGUCUGUAUUGCACAAGGGUGCAUGUGGUUUGCUGUAUUAUCAAGGAUCUAAGGUUUAUGGCAGUUGAUCAGAGCAAAUGAAAGAAAUUGGAGACUAUUUGUUCUCACUCGAAAUGGCAACAGCUCAAUACAAAAUUGUAUCUGCCGGUCAUCCCAGUUAUGCAAGAGUUCUUGCUGAUUGAUUGUUCUAUACUACAGACGUGUUGUGACAUUGGUGAGAGUUUGGUUUUGUGGAAGACUCUGGCAGUAGCCGAUGGAGACAACCAACCUGUCGAGUGGCUAUCAAUCCAGCCAGUAGACCUCGACGCGAUCAUUCCCGACUUCAUCGAAUACAGAAAGAAAUGCAAUUGUGAUGACUUGAUGAAAGGCAAUUUGUGUUGCAAAACUCUGACACAUCAGAGUGGAUCAAUGACGUUCUGUAUUGCCUGUUGUGGAUGGAGACUUGAACUUGACAAGUUGGACAACAGAGUUGUUGCUGUACACUACAAGAGUGCACGUGUCAGUCCACGUAUGCAGCUGUUCCAUGAUGUUGUGUCAUUAAGACUUGUCCAUGCGUUCUCGGCGCUAUACGAGUAGCUAUUAGGUACAGCAUCAUGUGACUUGCACUGGCGGUAUGUGUGGCUAUCAUUACACAGGAUCUUGUUGGUUGAUCUUACUCACAUAGGGAGUAAAGCCUUAGGGGUGUGUGGUGUGUGUGUGUGUGUGUGUGUGUGUGUGUGUGUGUGUGUGUGUGUGUGUGUGUGUGUGUGUGUGUGUGUGUGUGUGUGUGUGUGUGUGUGUGUGUGUGUGUGUGUGUUGUAAGUAUACUUACUGUCCACACCAGACCAGAAUGGAUCGCGAUCUGAUCGCAAAUUAUAUGAUGAGAGAUCUACCAAGUGGCUUCCUCUUCCACUGAUGACACACAAACGGUGGUUACAUGCUGCAUUCUCAACUCAGAAUGGAGAACUCAUCACAGCGGGAGGGUUGGAUGAAGAACUCGAAACGAUCAUGUCAAUAGAAAGUCUGAAAUGUCCAUAACAUUUUGUGUUAACAAAUUACCUUAUUUUUAGUUUGUGUGUAUUUGACAUUUUGUUACGUUUAUCCAACUGUAUGUUGAUGGAAGAUACUUGGCGUGUAUGCAAGUGUAAGAGCAUCUAAUGAUACCAUAUUAUAUUAUUAUAUCA